This is a messenger RNA of Thunnus maccoyii (southern bluefin tuna), 8020 nucleotides long. RefSeq names its product protein tyrosine phosphatase receptor type T (gene ptprt). Gene Ontology annotation, cellular component: membrane. Gene Ontology annotation, biological process: protein dephosphorylation. The transcript is spliced from 36 exons. Gene Ontology annotation, molecular function: protein tyrosine phosphatase activity; protein binding. Bases 224 to 4495 code for a protein of 1423 amino acids. The record is from RefSeq and is a predicted model, not a curated record. NCBI's taxonomy places the organism in Eukaryota, Metazoa, Chordata, Actinopteri, Scombriformes, Scombridae.
CUUCUCAAAUACAACCUUACAUGUUUGAGCCUGGAUCGGAUCUGAAAUAUGCGAGUGGACGACACGGACAACCCAACCUCAGCAACAAGAUGUUUGUGGGCAUGUGUGAGGAAAUAGAGGUGGCUGUACGUUUGAGGAGUCGUACAGCAGCUGUGGGUACAGCGUGUCACUGGGAACCAAUGGAUUUACCUGGGAACAAGUCAACUCCUGGGAAAAACCCACCAUGGAUCCCGCCCUGCCUACAGGUUCCUUCAUGGUAGUGAACGCGUCAGGCCGGGCGUCGGGGCAGAAGGCUCAUCUGUACAUGCCCACCCUGAAGGAGAACGACACCCACUGCAUCGACUUCCUCUAUUCUCUCUCCAGUCGAGACGGAGCCAGCCCGGGCACGCUUAACGUCUAUAUUAAGGUGAACGGAGGCGCUCAGGGGAACCCGGUGUGGAACGCCUCUGAUACGGUCACUGAAGGCUGGGUGAAGGCUGAACUGGCCAUUUCCACAUUCUGGCCCAACUCCUAUCAGGUAAUAUUCGAAGCAGUUUCGGUCCAAGGCCAUCCAGGUUUCAUCGCCAUCGACGACAUACGAGUUCUGGCUCACCCCUGUCGUAAAGCGCCUCACUUCCUGCGUCUGCAGAAUGUGGAGGUGAACGUGGGUCAGAACGCUACGUUUCAGUGUACUGCAGGAGGGAAAUGGUCCCAGCAUGAUAAACUCUGGCUACAGCAGUGGAACGGUAAGGACACAGCGUUGAUGGUGACCAGGGUGGUGAACCACAGACGCUUCUCCGCGACUGUCAGCGUUGGCGACACAUCGCAGCGCAGUACCAGCCGCUACCGCUGCGUCAUCCGAUCAGACGGCGGGUCAGGGGUGUCCAACUAUGCCGACCUCAUUGUUAAAGCUCCACCCACCCCCAUCGCUCCACCAGAGCUUCUCGCCGUCGGCGCCACCUACCUUUGGAUCAAACCCAACGCCAACAGCAUCAUCGGUGACGGGCCGAUCAUCCUGAAGGAGGUAGAGUACCGCACCACUUCAGGGAACUGGGCAGAGACCCAUGUGGUUGACUCCCCCACCUAUAAACUCUGGCAUCUGGAUCCAGAUGUGGAGUACGAGAUCAAGGUCUUGCUGUCAAGACCUGGGGAGGGAGGAACAGGGCCCCCGGGGCCACCGCUGGUCACCAGGACCAAAUGUGCAGAUCCAGUCCACGGUCCCCAAAACGUCAACGUGGUGGAUGUCAGAGCCCGGCAGCUGACUAUACAAUGGGAGACAUUCGGGUACGCUGUGACACGCUGUCACAGCUACAAUCUGACGGUGCAGUACCAGUAUGUUUUCAACCAGCAGGAGUUUGCAGCAGAGGAGUUGAUCCAGACAUCGUCACAUUAUACUCUGCGGGGGCUGAGGCCUUUCGUCACGGUCAGACUGCGGCUGGUCCUGGCCAACCCUGAAGGCAGCAAAGAGAGUGAGGAGAUAGUCAAACAAACGGAGGAGGAUGUGCCUGGCUCGGUGCCGAUGGAGUCUCUGCAGAAUACGCCCUACGAGGAAAAGAUCUUCAUGCAGUGGAAAGCUCCCAACGAGACCAAUGGGGUCAUCACACUGUAUGAGAUCACCUACAAGGCCCUGAGCUCUUUAGACCCCAGCGCUGAUUUGACAACCCAGAGGGGAAGGGUGUUCAAGCUGAGGAACGAGACCCAUCACCUGUUCGUCGGUCUCUAUCCGGGGACCACCUACUUCUUCACCCUCAAAGCCUCCACAAACAAGGGCUUCGGCCCGCCCGUCACCACCCGCAUCACCACCAAGAUAGCAGCUCCCAUGAUGCCAGAGUACGAGUCUGAGGCUCCACUAAACGAGACAGAGACUACCAUCACCAUCCUGCUGAAACCUGCCCAAUCACGUGGAGCACCUAUCAGCUCCUACCAGCUCGUUGUGAAGGAGGAACGUAAGUCCAAGACCCGCCGUGCAGCCUCCGAGGCCCCCGAGUGUUUCUCCGCCCCCGUCAGCUUCCGCAACGCCUCCGUCUUGGACUCGCCCUACUACAUCGCUGCUGAACUGCCGCCGUCCAGCCUCACAGUCGUGCAACCGUUCACAGUCGGAGACAACAAGAGCUACGGCGGUUUCUGGAAUCCUCCGUUGUCACCAGCCAAGAGCUACAGCAUCUACUACCAGGCCAUGAGCAGAGCCAAUGGGGAAACCAAAAUCAACUGUGUCCGCCUGGCUAAUAAAGGUGCGUCCACCCAGGACUCGGAUGCCAUGGAGCCAGAGAAGCAGGUGGACAGCACGGUGAAAAUGGCCGGAGUGAUCGCGGGGAUUCUCAUGUUCAUCAUUAUCCUCCUCGGUGUCGUCCUCACCUUCAAACGCAGAAGACAUGCUUAUUCCUACUCUUAUUACCUGAAGUUGGCGAAGAAGCAGAAGGAGACCGCCAGCAGCUCCACCCAGCAGAGAGAGAUGGGUCCGGUCACCACAGCCGAUAAGAGCACCACCAAAGUUAGCACCCUGCACAAGGACGACCCCUUCUCCACCUCAAACCAGGACCUCAAUGGAUUCACCUCCCCCUCUCCCUGCUCCUUCUCUGUGCAGGGAAGCAAGACGCUGCAGAGCAAAUCCCUGCUGAAUUCCUACUACUCAGUGUCCAAAGAGCCAGUUCCAGCCACAACUUCUAUAGACAGUAGCCAGCCAUCGCUCGCCCAGCCCUCUCUGACCCUGCAGAGUUUUCCCUAUGGAGGCUGUGAGUCUGUGGAGCUCUCAUAUCAGAGCGGUCAGUUCCAGGCAGGCCAGUUUCAGCCGGCUAUCCGAGUCGCCGACCUCCUCCAACACAUCACCCAGAUGAAAUGUGGACAGGGCUACGGCUUCAAGGAGGAAUAUGAGGCCCUAGCGGAGGGACAGACGGCACCCUGGGAAACGGCCAAGAAAGACGAGAAUCGCAACAAGAAUCGCUAUGGCAACAUCAUCGCUUACGAUCACACCAGAGUCCGACUGCAGCUGCUGGACGGAGACCCCCACUCCGACUACAUCAACGCCAAUUAUAUUGAUGGGUACCAUAGACCCAGACAUUACAUCGCCACACAAGGGCCCAUGCAGGAGACGGUGAGGGAUUUCUGGAGGAUGGUCUGGCAGGAAAACUCAGCCUCUAUCGUCAUGGUUACCAACCUGGUGGAGGUGGGCAGGGUGAAGUGUGUGCGUUACUGGCCCGAUGAGACAGAGGUGUAUGGAGACAUCAAAGUGACCCUGAUAGAAACCGAACCACUGGCUGAAUACGUCAUACGGACAUUCACGGUUCAAAAGAAGGGUCAUCAUGAGAUCCGCGAACUCCGUCAGUUUCAUUUCACCAGUUGGCCUGACCACGGCGUUCCCUGCUAUGCCACCGGACUGCUGGGCUUCAUACGACAGGUCAAGUUCCUCAACCCGCCCGAUGCUGGGCCUAUAGUGGCACACUGCAGUGCCGGCGCAGGGAGGACGGGCUGUUUCAUCGCGGUGGACAUCAUGUUGGACAUGGCGGAGAACGAAGGCGUGGUGGACAUUUUCAACUGCAUCCGAGAGCUGAGAUCACAACGAGUCAACAUGGUUCAGACGGAGGAGCAGUAUGUGUUUGUUCAUGAUGCCAUCUUGGAGGCAUGUCUAUGUGGGAACACAGCCAUACCAGUGUGUGAGUUCAGAGCCAUUUACUACAACAUCAGCAGACUGGACCCACAGACCAACUCUAGCCAGAUUAAAGACGAGUUCCAGACUCUGAACAUAGUGACCCCUAGAGUCCGUCCAGAAGACUGCAGCGUGGGUUUGCUACCCAGAAACCACGACAAGAACCGUAGUAUGGACGUUCUAUCAGCAGACCGAUGCCUGCCUUUCCUCAUAUCUGUGGAUGGAGAGAGCUCGAAUUACAUCAACGCUGCAUUAAUGGACAGCCACAAACAGCCAGCGGCCUUCAUUGUUACUCAGCAUCCUUUGCCAAACACCAUGGGCGACUUCUGGAGGCUGGUGUUUGAUUACAACUGCUCUUCCAUUGUAAUGCUCAACGAGAUGGAUGCAGCGCAGUUAUGUAUGCAGUACUGGCCGGAGAAGAGUUCGUGUUGCUAUGGUCCCAUUCAAGUCGAGUUCAUCUCAGCAGACAUCGAUGAAGACAUCAUCAACCGCAUCUUCAGGAUCUGCAACAUGGCCAGGCCACAAGACGGUUAUCGCCUGGUGCAACACUUCCAGUUCAUCGGUUGGCCGGCCUACAGGGACACGCCUCUCUCUAAGCGCUCCAUCCUCCAGUUGGUCAGGAGGCUGGCUAAGUGGCAGGAACAGUACGACGGAGGAGACGGGAGGACUGUUGUACACUGCCUUACCGGCGGAGGGCGUUCUGGGACGUUCUGUGCCAUCUGCAGCAUCAAUGAGAUGAUCCAGCAGCAGAACAUCGUGGAUGUUUUCCACACCGUCAAAACGCUGAGAAACAACAAGACUAACAUGGUGGAGACUAUGGAACAGUACAAGUUCUGCUAUGAAGUGGCUCUCGAGGCACUCAGCUCCUUCUGAUUCAGCUGCGUGCCAAAAUUCUCUUUUCCGAUUCGCCGUUGACGCUGCCUGUCACUCUCACUGGGACACACAGAGUGCAAAAACUACUUUGUGUUGACCUGAACCCAAUCUGUGAGCAUGUGUGCCUGUGUGUGUGUGUGUGUGUGUGUGUGUGUGUGUGUGUGUGUGUGUGUGAACAAGAGACGGCAUGCUUGCAUAUUUGAGUGUGUGCGUGUGUGUAUCUAUACGUGUGCCUGUGACAACACACACACACACAAAACUGUACAGAGGAGAAAAAAAAAAAAAACAACAGCGACAAACAUACACACUGGUGAUUUUCGUGGUGUGUGUGUGCGUUCGCUUCAGUGAGACCGGGGACUUUACAUGCUUGUACAAAGAAAAAAGAAAAAAUGAUAUGUUGAAAAAAAACAAAAUCAGAUGUUUAAAAAAAAAAAAAGCGCCACUUUUUUUUCCCUUCUCUCUCUCUCUCUCUGUCCUCUCUGCUGGGCUGUGAUGUGAUUAUUGUACAGUAUUUCCUUUUUAGAUAUAUUCUACGCCUUGAAUGUUGUCUCCCUCUGAAGGCUGGAUGCACACUGGAAGAUUUUUUUUUUUUUUUUUUGGAACUUUCAACAUUUAGCUGAGGUUCAAAUGAUGCCUAGACUCAGCAUUUUGGACUCCCAAUAUUUCUCCAGCCAGACUAUUUAUAGGAAGUGAUGGAAAGUGUUUGGCUUAGGGUUUAGCUGAAAUGUGGACGUUGUUGAACAUGAUUCAGUUUGCUGGAUCAAACCAAAAACCAGCAAGCAAAAUGUUUGUUUUUCUGGCAUUUUCUCUUUGAAAUCACAAGCUGAUACAGUUCCUUUGCAGCUAGUGCUUUUUGACCAUGUCUAGUAGAUGCUAAAUAUAUUUGUAAUUCACUCAUAUGCAACAACAUUUCUUUUUUACCUUCAUACUGUGUCAAGUCAAAGUAAUUUAUGAUUUUCUUUUGACAAACAAAUUUGCUUUCACUGGGAAAAUAAUGCUAUCAGAUAGAGCUAAAAACAAAAUGAAGUCAAAAGCUAUAUUAAGUGGAAUGAAGUGCAUGGUGAAGAACAACAACAGCAGUACACAGACAAAAUACAAAAUAUAUAUAUAUGCCUUGCCUUUAAGACCAAAUGUCACGCUGUUGUUGUUAUCUCUGCUCCAGGUUUUUUUCCAUUGGGGCUGGUUUUUAGAUGGCUUUAUGGAAAGUCAAUUGUGUCAAAAUCGUAUAGUGUGCAUCCACCCUUGUUGUAAAUAAGAUAAGACAACCACAGUCAAACAAACAAACAGACAAACAUCAUGCACCAGACACAUUGCAAACAAAGGUUUUCAUUUCAAAACACUACCACUCACUAAAAGCUGUCAGUGUCAUUUUCAGUGAUUCAGCGGUUAUGGUCUGUCCAUUUUAGACAUGUUGUCUAAAAAAAUUCAAAUAUAUGUUUUUUGUUAAGCCCCCCUCAGACCCUGAUCACCCUCAUAUGUGGUCAGAACUCCACUCACAGACUACAUACUUAUUGAGAAUUGAAAAAUCCAUAUAGUCAUCCCAGAAGAUAAAAAAUAUAAACAAAAUGUAACAUAUUCCACUUAUUUUUUGGUCUAAUUAGUGUGGUUUUGAGUACUUGCUUUGCAUUUAAACUGGGAUAAAUUAUUAACUGAAAUCAUGACUGGCCCAACCAUGUUUACCCUCAGCCCCCUUUUGUAUCAUUCACCUUUGGGCAGUUGUAAUGACAUCGUCAGCCAAUCAGUUUUUGGAAAGACACAUCAAAACAAUCAAAAGUUGAAAGAGGAUUCUGUAGCCCAAAGGUGUCCCAAACAAACAAAAAAAUGUAGGUACAGAAACAUAUUGGUUUGUUACUGUUUGCACAUAUUUUUCCAGUAUGGUUACCAAGUGAUAGUCUCCAAAAUGAGCUCAUUCCAACAUGUCAGACAUGAAUUGCAAAUCAGAAUCGGACAUGAAUGACUACAGACUACUUUUACUUCUCCUCUGCAAACAAAGCCUUAAAUUUGCUUUCCGUCGAGCCCACAGAGGUGUGCAAGUUUAAAAAAAAUUCAUUUGACAAUCUCCCUCCCCAGUCUUAAUCAGAAAUGAUUCCAGUCGGUGAUUGACCCCAGGCUAAAUGAAGGUCAACAUGGCUGACAGUUCAGAUGCCAGCGCAGCUCAACGGACACGUGUAGUAGAGUGGAAGUUAAUGAGAAUUAUACAGGAUGUGAGGCUUACCUCAGCUCCCUAUUAUCUCCUCCUCGUUUGAUCAGUCCUUUAUACCUGCCUUUGAUGGAGACUGAUAUAAGAUGUUCUGCCCAGAAAUGGAAACCCCGAUUUUCAUUGUACUGCUUUUUUUUUUGUGGGUGUGGUGCCAGAAUUGAUUUCUUAUCUUAUCUUGCAACAGAACCCCUGAUAUUUUACUAUUUUUUAUUUAUUUAUUUUUGUUCUAUUGCUCUCCAAAAGGGUAACCCUCCUUCACAGGGGUGAGAGGUCAUUUAGUCGACUUGGUGUCUUGCUCAAAGACACUUCAGAGGGAUGAAAUCCUGCCACUUAAAACGGUGAUUCUAAUGGUUUCAGUUUGUGAAUGUUAAGUCGUGAAAGGACGCUUAUCAGUAGGGAAGUUACUGCCCUAAAAUGAAUAGAGUAUGCCAAAUUUCUGUUUACUCCAUGUCCUCCAUAUCACUGCAAACAAUUGAAUUCAAUCUGCAGGUGGCUUUUAAAAAAAAUUAACAAUACACCAAAAGCUCAGUUUUAUUUUUGCACCUACUGAACUGUGUUGAGUCAAAAGAACUGUGAUAAUAUUUCGGUGGGCACUUUUGGGCGCUACAACAAAGUCAGAGUAUGUUACGCCUGAAGUAAUAUGGCCAACGAAAGAACAAGACACCAAAUUAAGGGCUUAAUUUUCAAACACCGCAGAUCUGUUUUAGAAGAAACUAACGAAGAGAACACUUUGUUAGCCAAUAUCUUUAAAAAAAAACAUACAUGUUGCGUGGUUUACUUUUGAGUCAGCCAUUAAUCCAUAACAGCAGGUGUCUCUGUAUUUUGAGAUAAAGGGUUACCCAGGUUUGAACUUCAUAUUUCACAAAGCUGAAAGUCAGUCUCUAGUGAACAUUUUUUUUAGUAAGCAAAGUUUUCUCAUAAGUUUCAAAGUUCUUGGCCAGAACCGUCAUGCUUGUGGCAAACUGUUCAGUCUGCGCUUACCUUUGUUUUUUGCUUGAGUCCAGUCAGGCUCGUUAAUGGACCUAUGGAGACAAACACAGUAAGAUUGUUGUAUUGGAGACUAUGUGAAUGCCAGAAAUGUUUACCCUUUUAUUUCCACUAUGGCUUUAUUUUUAUUGGCUUAGUUCAUGGCCGUUCAUCUGUAUUAUAUUUUGUUUGCUUUACUUUGUUUUUGUUUUUUGGGUUUUUUUUUUGUCUUGAAUUUGUACAUUUCUUUUGUAUGAUUAUUAUUCUGAAGAUUAUUUGUCUAGCAAAGUGUUGUUUAGAUCUGGUGAUGCCAUUACCAUUGGUUGUUUAGUUGUUUGAAAUGUGGUUAACAUGAAAUA